GUGGUUCCGGGUCUCGCUUGGUUCUCGGAGCUGUUCGUAGAGAGACUGAGGUUCGGAGCCUGAGCAAACCCACAGGAAACCUGUUUCCCUUCCUUGGACCCGCUGUUAAAGUCUGGCCUCGGGUCACUGGCAGUUUCUUUGAAACCCUUGCAGACUCAGGCGUGGUCGAGUUCGCGCCGCUGCGGCUUCGUUGGCGCCGGGAUUCGAACACCGGCCGAAGUCAGCUCUGAGCCGUGUGAGGCUUUGUGGAGCCGAAAUGACUCACUCUUUGGUUUGUCCAGAGACAGUGAGCAGGGUGAGUUCAGUGCUGAAUCGCAACACCCGGCAGUUUGGAAAGAAGCAUCUGUUCGACCAGAAUGAGGAGACAUGCUGGAACUCGGACCAGGGCCCCUCCCAGUGGGUGAUACUAGAGUUUCCUCAGCGCAUCCGUGUCUCCCAGCUGCAGAUCCAGUUUCAGGGGGGCUUCUCCAGUCGCCGGGGCCACCUGGAAGGUUCCCAGGGGAGUGAGGCUCUUUGCAAGAUUGUGGACUUCUACCCUGAGGACAACAACUCCCUUCAGACCUUCCCUGUGCCUGCUGCCGAGGUGGACCAGCUGAAGAUGACACUUGAGAACGCCACUGACUUUUUUGGCCGAGUAGUCAUCUACCACCUGCGAGUGCUGGGGGAGAGGGUGUGAGGCCACUGGGUAGCCGACUCCUCCAGGAGA
Messenger RNA from Zalophus californianus (California sea lion), 706 nucleotides. RefSeq names its product nuclear receptor 2C2 associated protein (gene NR2C2AP). The record is from RefSeq and is a predicted model, not a curated record. The transcript has 5 exons. The coding region runs from base 257 to 676 and encodes 139 amino acids. NCBI's taxonomy places the organism in Eukaryota, Metazoa, Chordata, Mammalia, Carnivora, Otariidae.